AAAAAAAAAAGUAAACAAACUGAAAUCAAUUGUGUUCGUGACAUUUAAUGCUUAGGAGAAGACAACUUUGAUUGGGAAAGGUUGUAGCUUGAUAGCUACGUUUGCCAUGUUACUUUCAUUUUUUUAAUGCAAAAAUAAAUGUCCAGUCUGAUAGUCGGAUGUUGAAGUUGUCAAGCCCAAGGAAAUUGCGUCAGUUUUUCCUCGACAUACUGAUAAAGGCCCCAAUCUAAUAGCCCACUGUGAAGGCUCAGGCUGUCAUAAUGUCGGAGCCCAAGGCACCCACCCCGACUCCGGCUGGAGACACAUACAAAGGAUGGCUAUUCAAAUGGACAAAUUACAUCAAGGGCUACCAGCGACGAUGGUUCGUCUUGAGCAACGGUUUACUAUCCUACUACAGGACCCAGGCGGAGAUGGGCCACACGUGCCGGGGCACCAUCAACCUGGCCACGGCCAACAUCGCGGUGGAGGACUCGUGCAACUUUGUCAUCUCCAACGGCGGGGCACAGACCUACCACCUGAAGGCCAGCUCUGAGGUGGAGCGGCAGCGCUGGAUCACCGCCCUGGAGCUGGCCAAGGCCAAGGCUGUCCGUAAUCAGGCCGAGUCUGAUGACUCUGGUGAUGAGUGUCCGACGUCACCCCCUACCUCGGGACAGGGCGGAGGGGCACGUAACUCUAACUCAGAGGUACAGUCCACACUGCGCACGCUGGGCAGCAAGGUGGAAGACCUGAGCACCUGCAACGACCUCAUCGCCAAGCACGGCUCCGCCCUCCAAAGGUCCCUGUCAGAGCUGGAGGGGGUGCGUCUGGGAGGCGACACGGAUGGCAAGAUCCGGCAGGUGACGGAGAGAGCCACGUUGUUCCGCAUCACCUCCAACGCUAUGAUCAACGCAUGCAGAGACUUCUUAGCGCUGGCCCAGGCCCACAGUAAGCGGUGGCAGAAAGCUCUGCAUUCGGAGCGGGACCAGAGGAUAAGGCUGGAGGAAACAUUGGAGCAGCUUGCCAAGCAGCACAACCACCUGGAGAGGGCCUUCAGAGGGGCCACCGUACUGCCCCUCUCCCAGAGCAACCCUGCCCUGAACAGCAAGAGUUUGGGCUCAGCAAAGGGAGACGCAAGUGACGAGGAUGAUGAAAACGAGUUCUUUGACGCUAUGGAGGACCCGGCAGGGUUCAUCACUGUACCGGCCGACCCCAAGUAUCAUAGAAGGUCAGGAAGUAACAUCAGUGGUCUCAGUGCUGAGACUGGAAUCGAUGACCAAUCGCUUUGUGACGAGCAGUCGCUGGGGUCCAAUCCGGAGUCGCCCCAGUCCCUGGAGGUGGAGCCAGUGAGGAAGAGGCGGACCAAAAUCCCAGACAAGCCCAACUAUUCGCUGAACCUCUGGAGCAUCAUGAAGAACUGCAUUGGCAAAGAGCUCUCCAAGAUCCCCAUGCCUGUGAACUUCAACGAGCCCAUCUCCAUGCUGCAGCGUCUAUCCGAGGACUUGGAGUACUACGAGCUCCUGGACAAGGCGGCUAAAUGCCAGAGCUCUCUGGAGCAGCUGUGCUACGUGGCUGCCUUCACCGUAUCAUCCUACUCCACUACGGUCCACCGUACAGGGAAACCCUUCAACCCCCUACUGGGGGAGACCUACGAACUGGACCGGCUGAGGGAGAGCGGCUACCGCUCACUGUGUGAACAGGUGAGUCACCACCCGCCUGCAGCUGCUCAUCAUGCCAUCUCAGAGAGAGGCUGGACCCUCCGACAGGAGAUCUCCCUCGCCAGCAAGUUCAGGGGAAAAUACCUCUCCAUCAUGCCUCUGGGCUCUAUCCAAUGUGUGUUUGAGAAGAGCAACAAUCACUACUCGUGGAAGAAAGUAACUACAACAGUACACAACAUCAUUGUGGGCAAAUUGUGGAUCGACCAGUCGGGAGAGAUCGACGUGGUGAACCACCGGACUGGCGACUGCUGCCAUCUCAAGUUUGCCCCGUACAGCUACUUCUCCAGAGACGUGGCCAGGAAGGUGACAGGUGUGGUGACCGACAAGGAGGGUAAGGCCCACUAUGUGCUGUCAGGGACGUGGGAUGAGAAGAUGGAGUUCUCCAGGGUGAUGCAGAGCAAUAAGGGAGAGAACGGAACCGAGGGCAAACAGAAGACCGUCUACCAGACGCUCAAAGCCAAGGAGCUCUGGAAGAAGAACCCACUACCCGAGGGAGCGGAGACUAUGUACUACUUCUCGUCGCUGGCGCUGACGCUCAACGAGUCCGAGGAGGGCGUGGCGCCCACCGACAGCCGGCGACGGCCCGACCAGCAGCUGAUGGAGGCGGGCCGGUGGGACGAGGCCAACGCCGAGAAGCAGCGGCUGGAGGAGAAGCAGAGGAGCGUCCGCCGCGAGAGGGAGAGAGAGGCCCAGCGUGCAGCCAACCUGCCCGAGGAGGGGGCAGAAGGGGUGGAGGUAGCGGAGGACGCUGUCAUUGAGGACUCUUUCAUCACUGACUCGCCUUUGAAAACCGAUGCAGUGGAGAUUGGUACGGAAGCGAGCCAGGCUUCGGACGAAACGGACCCCGACGAUUCUCCACCUCACACUCCAACCUCACGUGGUCCACCCCUCUCAGAGUAUCAAAGCAAGUAUUCAUCGUUCGGGACACACACACACACCAUGAUUUCAUUCUCACACCUUUUUUUUAUAUCAUACCUCAUAUCUUUCCAUCUUGCCCCCCUCCCCCAGUGGAUGACAUGGAAGGUCAUUAUGGAGCUGCGGUCAAAAGCGUCCACCAGGACAACUAUGAGGCGAUGUGGUUCGAGCGGACUGAGGACGUCAUCACGGGAGAGUCCAUGCACGUCUACAAGGGGGGCUACUGGGAGGCGAAGGACCACGGCAACUGGGACAUGUGCCCAGAUAUAUAUUGAGCCCUCCCCGAUCAGCGAAUUGUACUAACCCAGGCAUUUGGAACAAGCCACCCCUUUUCCCCCAAUUGAAGAAGGGACAAACUGGGUAUCGACCCUGUUUAACCCCAACCCUCCCUCUUUCAGGAUAGAUUUUGGGUUGUAAUGCCCCUUACCUUUCCCCUAUCACUCUCUGUGGGGAUGGUGUGUGUGUAUAGGGGCGGUGAGAUCCUGUAGGACAAUGCAACCAGGCAGGGGGAAAGACCUGCCUUCAUCUUCCGUGUAGGGUCAAGUUGCCCCUAGAUGCUGAUCUGGGGUCAGUUUUGCAUUUCCCCCUCUAAUGUUUAAGGUCAGGAUUGGGGGGGCCGAGCUGAUCCUAGAUCUGUAGCUAGGGAAAACGUCACCCCUGAAGCUUCAUCUUCACUACAAUGAUUAGAUAUCACCCUUUAGAGCCACUGCCACUGGCUAGACCUCUGUGUCUUCUGUUUCUUCCUUUGCUGCUCUCUUUCUCACCCACUCCAUCUCUUGCUAUGUUAGUCUGUGGAAAAGACUGGGGGCAGAUAGAUUCUAGCGAUUUAACAAUAUCAAACACUAACUCUACCUUGCUCCUCUUCCAAAGGAUAUGGACUAAAUGCAAAUGGACAUGAACAGUUUGUGUGAGAGUAUAUGUCUGUGUGUGUGAAGAGGGGGGUUAGCAAUGGGUUGGUGCUUAUGUCUGCUUUGAGGCUGCCAGAUUUUCAAAGCUUCACAAAUGCUGUUUAAGAGGUUUUUUUUGAGAGAGAGAGAAAGGGGGUGAGCAACAAAUGCAGGAGCCCACGUGUGUGAACCCGGUGACAUCACAUUAGCUCCUCUGCUGUGGCUAUUUGGGCUUGGAGCCUGUUAUCCCUCUCGAAGCAGCGGAAUCUGCUAAAUGAAGGAUGUAUCGUCAUAAAAUACUAUUUAAAACAGUUCCUACAUCCUACAUCCCAAAGAUGACUUCCACCUCUUCAACAGCAAAACAAUCUAGCGUAGCCUUAUUUUUUUUAUUAGGGUUAGUGUAUGAAGCAGACUCAACCAUAACAUAUUGGAAUAGUAGCCUAGUAAUUUAGUGUCCAAAAUGGCACCCUAUUCCCUAUAAAGGGCACUUCUUUUGACCAGGCCCUGGUCAAAAGUAGUGCACUAUAAAUGAAUAGGGAUGCAUCAGUAGAUUACUCGUAAUCUACUCUAGUUGAAGUGUGUGUGCACUAGUACAGAAUGUGAGCUUGAGUGAGGUCCAAAAAUAAGAUAAAUCACAUUUUAUUUUCAAGUGUACUUACAAAAUGUUUUUGAGACAGAGGAAAAAACCGACACAGAACAUUGCUAAUAUUUGUGUAUAUAUAUAUAUCAAAGUAAUAAUAUUGAUUAGUUAGAUCUAAGUAUGGUGAUUUGUAUUUAAGGUCAGAGAACUCCCAUUUGUUUCUGUAAAAUAGAACAUGACUGUUUCUCCUAGAACUGGAUUGUCCUCCAUUAAUCGUAAGUCAACUGUAACUAGUUUCAUUACUUUUUUCUCCUACUCCCUGGCCCCGUACACACUCGCGUUGUAUAAUACAUUUGAUCCAGUUACACUGCUGUGAAGACACCACAAUAGGUGUAAAAAGAAAAAUAUCAGCAUCAAAACCAUUGUCAAGUGUUGUACAACUAGUUUACUGGACCUGUCUUGAGUUGAAUGUCUAUCAUUGUAUUGUUCAUAUAGUUUUCUUUCACUGUCUUUCCAUUCAUCUUCCCUCCAUUUGUUGUAAUUCCCCAUCUUUUUAAGCUCAUUCAUUCUCUUAUGGAUCUUGGUCAGGGCACUGAGUAUAACAGCAUCACAGGGUGAUGUAAUAAAGCCUGACUGGAGAAGUGCA
Messenger RNA from Oncorhynchus tshawytscha (Chinook salmon), 4722 nucleotides. Its product is annotated as oxysterol-binding protein 1. The transcript has 19 exons. Gene Ontology annotation, molecular function: sterol binding. Gene Ontology annotation, cellular component: membrane; intracellular membrane-bounded organelle; cytosol. The record is from RefSeq and is a predicted model, not a curated record. Lineage: Eukaryota; Metazoa; Chordata; Actinopteri; Salmoniformes; Salmonidae. Bases 261 to 2912 code for a protein of 883 amino acids.